Molecule: messenger RNA, 2742 nt
Organism: Sycon ciliatum
Lineage: Eukaryota; Metazoa; Porifera; Calcarea; Leucosolenida; Sycettidae
Exons: 16
Coding region: 247-2181 (644 amino acids)
Biological process (GO): carbohydrate metabolic process
Molecular function (GO): hydrolase activity, hydrolyzing O-glycosyl compounds
Source: RefSeq, a predicted model, not a curated record
ACUGUCUUGCUGAAAAUAAAAAUAAUUGGCAGGAUCUAGGAUCUGACUGAUUGAUUGGUCCGAGAUCGAGCUCCCAUACGCGUCCAAGUGUGAAGUGCUUUAUGGUUUGGGUACCUGUAGCUCAGCUUUCGCGAACUGUUUUGGUCUUACCGGUAGUUGUGUUGGAGGCAUUCCUUUGUGAACAGUUUGUUUCAUUGCAAACGAACCUCAGAGCAUAACUCCUAUACCUGUCUCUUGUUGGUAGUUAUGAUGGCAGUACUGCAGCUAGUCGCAGCAAUUGCACUGCUUGGUGUAUGCGGUGCAACAAGGCGUUCGGAGGGUGUUGGCACGACGUAUCCAAACAUUGACUAUCGGCCUCGUUAUCACCUGACAUGCGAGCGAGGAAGAUUGGAUUAUCCCAGCCUAGCAUACUCAGAAAUCAAUGGCAGAUUGGUUUAUCACGUCUUUUACCACUGCUCCUCAUUGCCCACUGAUGAUAACAGUGUCGAUGCUAUUGAUAGCUGGUAUCACACGACCAGCACAAAUUUGAUGAGCUGGGAGGCUACCCUUUUGCGCGGCAUUCCGGCGGGAACGACGUCCAUUUCCGUCGCUCAGCCGUCGUUCAACUCCACCAAAGCUGUAGCGGCACUGCUACGAGGUGAUGGUGUCUACCUUGUGCACUCGGUGGACGAGAAAAUGGUCCAGUGGGUCGAGUUGUCUCUGAAGCCGAUCAUCACACCGCCCGAGGGCGCCAGCAACUUCACCGACGUUCGCAUUUGGUCGAACGGCACAACGCAGUACUACUUACUGGCUGGCUCCACUCUGAACAGCUCCUACACGAAAGGUAUUCACGCGGACAAUGGCUCCGUUCCCGUCACCUAUCUGUACGAGAGUAGCGACCUGAAGACCUGGACAUCGCACGGCGUCUUCUGGCAGGGCGAUUCUUACUUUGGCGCCACGGCAAAGAGCGUCGAUUUUUACGAGGUGAUCAAUGCUCAGCUCAGCUUCAAGCAGCAGGUUCUUACGGUGACGUUUCCACAAGAGGCUGGCUCAUUCUGCAUCAGUGGCCUGUUUAACUUCACCAAUCCCAAUGCGUUCAAGGUGUACUCCCUUCGACAUGCUGACUAUGGCAGACUGGACCAUACCAGCAGUAUCCUGGAUACGCUAGGUCGCCGUCUGGUCAUCGGGGCUGUUGACGAGAUGAAGAGCAUCGGCUGGCAAGUGCACGACACGUAUGCCGGUAUUGUCAGUUUGCCACGCAUGGUUCUCUCUCUGCCAGAUGAAGAGGUUGGCUUUCAGGCACCAGAGGAUGUCUCCUUCCUCUACGGCAAGUCUCUUGGUCGCCUUGAUGGCUUGGCACUGAACUCGGGAGAGACAGAAAUUCUGCCAUUGCUCUACGGAAAUCAGAUGGUCAUCCGUGCCACUAUUGCUGUGACCGUUAUGCCCAGUGCUAAGUUUUCGACUGGUUUCAAUGUGCUGAUGUCGGACGACAAAUCUGAGUUUACAACCAUCGCUAUUAAGAGCAAUCCAAACCCCAAGCCAGUUCAGUGUAUUGAUAUUCCAGUGUCUCAUGGGUCGGACCGAACUGGCUUUGAUUACUAUAUCUAUGAGGUAGCUCAGCUGGAUGAGUGCAAGGCUGCAUGCUGCGCUGAUAGCCGGUGCAAGUCCUUCGUGUUCGUCUACAAGAUGAAUGUGAACAUUGGAUUCAACUGCACUGUGGGAUCGAAUUGCUGCUUCCUGAAGAGCAGGGCCCCGCCGAUGAGGCCAUCUUUGUUGAACAUCUCCUCCGGAUUGCCCUCCAUUCAAAACAGCGUACUGUCAGUUUCCACACUCAACUCCAGCUUGAACCCAGAGGCUUUUACAGAGGAGAAGCAUGUUCCUUUCCAGUACGCACCUCCGAGCCUCGAUCCCAAUGUUGGUCGUCGCUCUGACCGUAUCAGCGAGAAGCGUCGCUCUGAACUCGAAGCAACCUUUGGCCCGUCAGUGCAUAGCAACGAGGUUCCGGUGACGGACUCUGUGACCGUGCAAAUCUUCAUCGACCACAGUGUGCUGGAGGUGUUUGUGGAGAAUGCGCUGGUCAUUACCGAACGCAUCUAUCCCACCAAGGACGACAGCAUGAACGUUGAGCUCUUCUCUAACAACAGCAACGUGACGUUCACGUCCAUCGAAGCUUACCAGAUGGAGAGUGCGUUCAACACAUAGCGUGGUGCUGCCUCAAUGCAACGGCAGUGUUCUCUACGGUGGGAUUCACAACUGUACGACUUCGUCGAGUCGUGUGCGUCCCUGUAUGCGUGUGUGUGUGUGUGUGUGUGUGUGUUGUUGCAUUGUGUCCUGAUGGCGUAGCCUUCGUGUUGGUCCUUUGGAACACGCACACCCCCGGGGCAGAUUCUUCUUAUUUGCAGCGGUGCACUCGUUUUCUCUUUAUCCCCAGCACGCCGGUGACUCGCUCUACUUUGUGCAUCUUUGCUUGAGACUGUUCUGUUGCUGGCAGUGCACCAGCGAGAGAGCAGUUGUGUAGAUAACCUUGCUUUGCCGUGUUGAGUUUGCAUGAGUGCCAUUUGCGGCGCCGAUUUGUUGUUUUGUUUGUCAAAUGAUUUGUUCAUACUUUCGGUUUUAUAUACGAAUUAUCUCACGCUGCAGAUAGUGCUGUUAUCAAGGCCGCGUAAAAUUAAUUAUGAAAGUUGUGGUACAAUCGCUGCGUUAUACAUGGAUAUGUAAUGCAAUAUUACGUCCUGGCUGGCUUCUCAGCUGAUUGUCUGUUGA